CUGGCUGGCUGCCAAUUCCUUCUUUUCCACCUCUGUUUCACUCUUUCUUCUCCAUAAAUACUUCGCCGGAACACAUACAAAAUUCAGGGAAUUUCAGAAGCACUGAUCAACGGCCUCCAAUGGGGAAAAACGAUAAAGCAGGAUUGGGAAGAGCCCUAGUGAAACAUCACAACCAUAUGAUUCAAGAGUCUAAGGAAAAGGGUCAGCUUUAUUAUAAACAGCACAAGAAGGUCCUUGAAUCCAUCACCGACGUCAACGAUAUUGACGCCGUUAUCCAACAAGCCGACGAGGCUGUGCGUCUCUUCUCUGCCGAUAACCCCACCGCCGUCAACACCCUUAUUGAUUUAGAGUCCGGUUCUAGUACCAGUGAUAUGACUCCUGAGGAAAGGAGAAAGCAUCAAAAGGAAGAGGAGGCUUUGCAUGCUAGUAGUCUUAGUGUUCCAAGGAGACCAACAUGGAAUGCCAAAAUGUCAGUUGAAGAGCUUGAUGCCAAUGAAAGGCGUUCGUUUUUAGUUUGGAGGCGUAGCCUUGCAAGGCUUGAGGAGAAUGAUACUCUUGUUCUUACACCAUUUGAGAAGAAUCUGGAUAUAUGGAGACAACUAUGGAGGGUUGUUGAACGUAGCGAUCUGCUGGUCAUGGUUGUUGAUGCACGAGAUCCACUCUUUUAUCGUUGUCCUGACCUUGAGGCAUAUGCUAGAGAAAUAGAUGAGCAUAAAAGGACACUGCUCUUGAUCAACAAGGCGGAUCUUUUACCGUAUUCCGUUAGACUGAAAUGGGCUAAAUACUUCCGGCUUCAUGCUAUUCUUUACGUCUUUUGGUCAGCUAAAGUUGCAACUACGGAAUUGGAAGGCAAAACACAUGUUUCUUCUUUAGAAACCAAUGGUAUCAUUGAUGAUGAGAUCAAAAUAUAUGGCAGGGAGGAACUAUUGGCUCGUCUACAGUCAGAAGCAGAAGAAAUUGUUCUAAUGAGGACCAACUCACGCUCCAAUCGUAUGGAAAAUCCGUAUCGAGAAUCAUCUGUUGGUGCAAAAUCCGAACACGUAACCGUGGGAUUCGUGGGUUAUCCAAAUGUCGGAAAGAGCUCGACGAUUAACGCUUUGGUUGGUGCCAAACGGACGGGCGUGACUUCUACUCCUGGAAAAACCAAGCACUUUCAGACACUGAUAAUUACUGAAAAGCUUACUUUGUGUGAUUGUCCUGGAUUGGUGUUUCCAUCGUUCACGAGCUCGAGAUACCAGAUGAUUGCAUCAGGGGUUUUGCCGAUUCACCGAAUGACCGAGCACCGGGAAGCCGUACAGGUGGUUGCCGACCGAGUACCAAGACAUGUCGUCGAGGGUAUUUACAACAUCACACUGCCGAAACCGAAGCCGUACGAGCCAGAAAACCGACCGCCGCUGGCAUCGGAACUUUUGAGGGCGUAUUGUGCAUCUCGUGGCUAUGUGGCCUCAAGUGGACUACCCGAUGAAACGAAAGCCGCUCGUCAAAUUCUGAAAGAUUACAUCGAAGGAAAGCUGCCACAUUACCAAAUGCCGCCGGACAUGUCAGACGACGAAGCUGACGAACCCGGUUCCGAUGCUAGCGGAACCGAUGAAUCGGAUUCUUGUGUGGAAACCAAAGAAGAACGAGAAGGUGGAGCAAGGCUAGAGGAGGUGUUGGAUGACCUUAAUUCUUUCGAUAUGGCUAAUGGGUUAGGUUCGAGUAAAGGGGUAUCAGGUGCUAGGAAAAAGGCAGGUCCGGCUUCGGGUUCGAGUUCUGUUGCAGCUCAUAAACAGCACAAGAAGCCACAGAGGAAGAAGGACCGAGCAUGGAGAGUGAAAGACGAUGGAACCGAUGGGAUGCCGGUGGUUCGGGUGUUUCAGAAACAGGUUAACACCGGUUCUGUUAUGCCUACUUAAAACACACAGAUGGUUGCAGGCUGUGAUCAUCAUAAGUUGAUUGUAUUUUAAUUAUUGUUACGAAUGGAUUGUGUGUUCUGGGCGAUGUUUAGACAGAUGAAAUAUAAGAAUAUUGUUGGUAAACGUAAUUUUAACGAAACGGAUGUGGUCGAUAAU
Messenger RNA from Cynara cardunculus var. scolymus (artichoke), 2051 nucleotides. RefSeq names its product GTPase LSG1-1-like. Bases 120 to 1895 code for a protein of 591 amino acids. Lineage: Eukaryota; Viridiplantae; Streptophyta; Magnoliopsida; Asterales; Asteraceae. Gene Ontology annotation, cellular component: cytosol. The transcript has 7 exons. The record is from RefSeq and is a predicted model, not a curated record. Gene Ontology annotation, molecular function: GTPase activity; GTP binding.